AUGGCCCCGGUUGCUAACUCAACCUCUGAUGCUGCCCGCACCUCCGCGUCGCAUUCCGUAAACCCAACAGCCCAGCGCCACGAGGAUUUUCAAACGAUCCGCGUUGCCUCUGAUCGCCUGCACUACUCGGAUGAGUACAUAACGGCACAGUAUGAGUACUUGAACACACACGUCGAGCGUAAGAUGGACCUGCAAGGCGAGGAGCUUGUCGCGACCCCUUACAAGCAGGAAUUUGAGUUCCGUACCUCCCGCAAGGUCCCCAAGACCGGUCUCAUGCUCGUGGGCCUGGGCGGUAACAAUGGUACAACCAUUUCUGCCACUAUUCUGGCAAACCGACACAACAUUCAGUGGCACAACAAGGAUGGUCUGCAGGUUCCCAACUAUUAUGGCUCUCUCGUGCGUGCUUCUACCAUUCGCCUGGGUAGUGACGCCUCAACUGGGAAGGAUGUUUGGGUGCCUUUUAGCAAUGUUCUGCCGAUGGUCCAUCCGAACGACCUGGUCAUUGGUGGUUGGGAUAUCAGCAGUCUCCCUAUGGACGAGGCUAUGGCACGCGCGAAGGUGCUAGACUACGACUUGCAGCGCCAGCUUACUCCAUAUAUGGCGGAGAUCAAGCCGCUGCCGUCCGUCUACUACCCCGACUUUAUCGCUUCCAAUCAGGAGGAGCGUGCGGAUAACGUUAUUCCUGGCCAGGAAAAGAAGGCACAUGUCGAGCACCUGCGCAAUGACAUUCGGCAAUUCAAGAGCCAACACGGCCUUGACCAAGUCAUUGUGGUUUGGACUGCCAACACGGAGCGCUACUCAGACAUUUUGCCUGGCGUGAACGAUACGGCUGACAACCUGCUCCGCGCCGUUGAGACAAACCAUGAGGAAGUCUCUCCUUCAACGAUUUUCGCGAUUGCCUGCAUUCUUGAGGGUGUUCCUUAUGUGAAUGGCGCUCCUCAGAACACCUUCGUGCCCGGUGCGAUUGAACUGGCGGAGCGUUAUCAGGCCUUUAUUGGCGGUGAUGACCUAAAGACUGGUCAGACUAAGGUGAAGAGUGUGCUUGCUGAAUAUCUUGUCAAUGCAGGCAUCAAGCCUUUGUCGAUUGCGAGCUACAACCAUCUUGGCAACAAUGACGGCUACAACUUGAGCUCGCAGCGCCAGUUCCGCAGCAAGGAAAUUAGCAAGAGCAGCGUUGUUGAUGACUGCUGCGAGGCUAAUCACCUCCUGUACCGCCCUGGACAGCCGGCAAAGGAUGGGCAAGUGGCUUCGAAGGGUGAGCGUCCUGACCACUGCAUUGUUAUUAAGUACAUCCCUGCGGUGGGUGACCAAAAGGUGGCUAUGGACGACUACACCAGUGAGCUGUGUAUGGGUGGCCGGAACCGCCUCUAUGUGACAAAUCUGUGUGAGGAUUCGUUGCUGGCUAGCCCGCUCCUUAUCGAUUUGGCUAUUAUGGCUGAGCUGAUGACCCGUAUCACGUAUCGUGUGCCGGGUGAGGCGGACCAAGAGUGGAAGUCGAUGUACUCUGUGCUGAGUCUGCUAAGCUAUAGUCUCAAGGCUCCGCUGGUCAAGCCCGGCACGGAUGUGGUCAACAGCCUGAACCGCCAGCGCGCUGCUGUGACCAACUUUAUGCGUGCGUGCUUGUCGUUGGCUCCCGAGAGCGAUCUGCUCCUUGAGACGCGUCUCUGGUAA
Molecule: messenger RNA, 1671 nt
Organism: Malassezia sympodialis ATCC 42132
Lineage: Eukaryota; Fungi; Basidiomycota; Malasseziomycetes; Malasseziales; Malasseziaceae
Gene: INO1
Product: inositol-3-phosphate synthase INO1
Biological process (GO): phospholipid biosynthetic process; inositol biosynthetic process
Molecular function (GO): inositol-3-phosphate synthase activity
Source: RefSeq, a predicted model, not a curated record